CAGGCUUUGGGGAGGGAAUCUGGGUAGAUGCAAACUACAGGUGUCCUUUGAAGUGAAGACAGGAGGUUUAAUCUUAGGCUGAGGUCCUCCAGAGAUACUAGACUCAAGUCUAUUCAGAAGGCAAGGCCAGGAUAUGGGCCUGGUGGGCUUUGGGGCAUGGGCACCAUCCAGAAUGAAGGUGUCUCCUGUCCACUUUGAUAAGAGAGGCCUGAGGAGGAGGCAGAGAAGCCCCGUUGCAGGAUCUACCUCUGCUCCCCCUCCACUGUGACGCUGGUCUCUUUUCCUGAGAACGCAGUGGGGGGACAGUCCUUUCUGCAAGUCUGGGGUGGGACUCUGUACAGAGCCAGGAACUCAAGGGGCUUGCCUGUGAGAUGGUGAACUCCUGUCCCAAGUAUGCCAACUAGUGUUGGGGUACACCUGAACGAUGUGGGACUUGAGGCUACUGUGGUGGGGACAGCUGAACCACCUGGUGCUGGACAGUUGUCUCCAGGGCAGAGGGAGGGAGAUGAACUGAAUACCCAACUGUCUGCAUCUCCAGGAGGUGAGAUGGCAGCUGGGCAAAAUGGGCACGAAGAGUGUGUGGGCAGCGCAUACCUGUUUGUGGAGUCCUCGCUGGACAAGGUGGUCCUGUCGGAUGCCUACGUGCACCCCCAGCAGAAGAUGGCAGUGUACAGGGCUUUGCAGACUGCCUUGGCAGAGAGCGGUGGGAGCCCGGACGUGCUGCAGAUGCUGAAGAUCCAUCGCAGCGACCCGCAGCUGAUCGUGCAGUUGCGAUUCUGUGGGCGCCAGCCCUGCAGCCGCUUCCUCCGCGCCUACCGCGAGGGGGCGCUAUGCGCCGCGCUGCAGAGGAGCCUGGCGGCCGCCGUCUCCCAACACUCGCUAUCGCUGCAACUGGAGCUGCGCGCCGGCGCCGAACGGCUGGACGCUUUGCUGGCGGACGAGGAGUACUGUUUGAGUUGCAUCCUAGCCCAGCAGCCCGACCGGCUCCGGGACGAAGAACUGGCUGAGCUGGAGGAUGCACUGAGGAACCUGAAGUGCGGCUUGGGGGCCCAGGGUGGCGACAGGGAGGUCUCUUUGGACCCCUCUCAGCUCCCCGUGCCCUCUCUGUCGGAGGUGAAGCCGCGGCCGCCUCCAACGCCUGCCCAGACUUUUCUGUUCCAGGGUCAGCCUGUAGUGAACCGGCCGCUGAGCCUGCAGGACCAACAGACGUUCGCACGCUCCGUGGGCCUAAAGUGGCGCAAGGUGGGGCGCUCGCUGCAGCGGAGCUGCAGAGCGCUGCGGGACCCGGCGCUGGACUCGCUGGCCUAUGAGUACGAGCGCGAGGGGUUGUAUGAGCAGGCCUUCCAGCUGCUGCGGCGCUUCGUGCAGGCCGAGGGCCGCCGCGCCACGCUGCAGCGCCUGGUGGAGGCACUUGAGGAGAAUGAGCUCACCAGCCUGGCAGAGGACUUGCUGGGCCUGACUGAUCCCAAUGGCAGCCUGGCCUAGACCAGGGGUGCCGCCAGCUUUUGGAGAACCUGGAUGGCCCUAGGGUUCCUUCUGCUGCUAUUGCUGAACCCUUGUCCAUCCACGGGACCCUGAGAUCCCACUUGGCCUAUCUGCUGGACCUGCUGAGGCAGGGUUGACUGCCUUCCCCAGGAGCCAGACCAGCACCCACCGAGCCCCCUGGGGGUGCACCAUUGGGGAUUCUGCCUCAGGUACUUUGAUAGAGUGUGUGGGGGACCUGCUUCGGAGAUCAGCCUCACCUGUAAGGGUUAUUGCCGAGUUUAGAAAGAGGAAACUGAGGCCAGUAUAAGAAAAUUAAAUGCCAAUUUAUUCAG
Callithrix jacchus (white-tufted-ear marmoset) is the source of this 1817-nucleotide messenger RNA. The record is from RefSeq and is a predicted model, not a curated record. Lineage: Eukaryota; Metazoa; Chordata; Mammalia; Primates; Cebidae.